Molecule: messenger RNA, 1477 nt
Organism: Thunnus maccoyii (southern bluefin tuna)
Lineage: Eukaryota; Metazoa; Chordata; Actinopteri; Scombriformes; Scombridae
Gene: rpusd4
Product: RNA pseudouridine synthase D4
Exons: 6
Coding region: 86-1237 (383 amino acids)
Biological process (GO): pseudouridine synthesis
Molecular function (GO): RNA binding; pseudouridine synthase activity
Source: RefSeq, a predicted model, not a curated record
GGCCCGGAAGUCAUUUGCACGUGACCUCUGGAGUCACGAAUGUGUACUGUUGUAGUAAUAUAUUAAUGUGUACCAUUCAGCCACAAUGAGCAGCUGCAGGAUAGCCUGUACAGGGAACUGGAGCUCCGGCUUGAAUGUCCUCUUUUCUGGGGUCAAAGCACGCCGCUGUUCGGGGUCGGCAGCGUCCCUGCGCCGGAGCCAGACCACCGCCGCCAAACACGCGUCAGGCCCGGACACAGGACACAAACCCCGCCUGAGAGCGAUAGACCUGGCGCGGAAGGUCCAGCAGGAGAGGACGAAGCAGCAGCCGGCCGAGCCUCCGGUGUCCGGCCAGCAGAGGAGAGUGACGGAGCUGAAGCGGUUCAGUCAGCAGCUACAAAACGUUCAUCCCAACGUGCUGGCAAAACACCUCCACAGAGGCGUGCUGUACCAGGACAAAGAUGUGGUUGUCAUCAACAAACCCUACGGUGUUCCUGUUAGAGAUGACUCAGGGGUCACAUCCAUCUCCUCGGUGCUUCCUAUUCUCUCCAAAAUGAUGGACGGGAUGAAGAUCAGGUCUAACUCUCAGCUGCUCCCCUGUCUGGGACUGGAGAAGGAGACAACAGGGGCUCUCCUGCUGGUGAGGAGAGAAGAAGCAGCGGAGCACAUUCUCAACCUCAAUAGAAACAACCAAGUGCAGAGAAAAUACUGGGUCGUGACAGUCGGUGUACCAGUGCCAUCUGAAGGAGUGAUUGACAUUCCCAUCAUAGAGAGAGAGGUCACAGGCUCUCAGCCGCACUACAAGAUGGCUUUGAGUCCUCUCUUCAAAAUGAACGAUGCAGGUGAUGGUUUAACUAAAGUCCGAGGCCAUCGGCAAGCCCAGUCAGCAGUGACCAGGUACAGGGUCCUGGACAGCAGCAGCGGCUGCAGCCUUGUGGAGCUCCAGCCGUUCACUGGAGCCAAACACCAGAUGAGGGUCCAUAUGGCGUUUGCUCUGGCAUGCCCCAUCCUCGGUGACCACAAAUAUUCACACUGGAGCAAACUGGCACCCCAGAAAUUACCAGAACGUGUGUUGGGAAACCUUGGACUGGAACAGAGCAAGAUCCGUUAUCUUCCUCUUCAUUUGCACUCUCGACAGCUGACGCUGCCAGGAACCAGUCAAGCAGACGUCAGUGUGUCCUGUCCCCUCCCUAAAUACUUCACACAAACACUGAGCAGACUGCAUUUAUCUCUUCCUGAUGAAAAAGACCAAAAAUAAAUUUGUGUCCAAAAGAAGUGUGCAUCAGUUGUGGAGGAUUUCAGACUGCGAUGUGACAACAAAGAGUAUAACCAUUUAAAUUAAAUGGGACGUUAAAUUAUAUUAAGGUGGGUCAUUGGAGAGAUGUUUUGUGAAAUUAUGCACAGAAAGCUGUGUGGAAAAUGGUGUGAAACGUGUAACAUGUUACUGUACAGUGCUAUACAGCUCAUUUUAGUAAUAAACAAAUGAAGCCAAACUGUA